Aureobasidium uvarum is the source of this 648-nucleotide messenger RNA. NCBI's taxonomy places the organism in Eukaryota, Fungi, Ascomycota, Dothideomycetes, Dothideales, Saccotheciaceae. The record is from the annotation of a GenBank genome assembly.
ACUACUAUCGACAUCAAUAUGCGUAUCCUUCUCCUUGCAGCAUUGGCGGUUCUCACCGCAGCCCAUUCUCCUUUUGAUAAUCCUGGUUGGCUAUCGCAACCUGCUUGGCCGUCGCAGCCUCACCCUACGGAACCUGCUCCCCCAUCUGCUGUUCAAGACGUCGCAUGCAUCUCAGCUCCAGAUGCGUCCCUGAUCGCCACAAGUUUCGGCUUGACCAUUUCCAACUACACCGAGGCUCUCGCAGUGCAGCUUUUCACCAACAACUUCACCGAUCAGUCAGACAGUGUCAACACACUGAUUCACGAGCCAGGCUUGCAAGCCAAAGAUCUCGGCUCUUUGACCUUCACAUCAAAGGCAGAAUUUCUCGCCGGUCAGGGAGCACAACCACCUGUCCCUUUCAAGAUCUUGAAUCUCUGGAACACAUGCAACACUGUCAUCAUUCGCUGGCUUUCUGCUCAGACUUUACCUGUGCAAGGCAUUAGUAUUGCUGCCGUUGUACCUGCAGUCGAAGGACAAGGUGGCGGCUUCGGCGUGGGUACUCAGAAAUGGCAGAUCUCUGCUAUCGUUGCAGAAUUCAACUCUGGAGCUUGGUUGGGCAAUCUUGGGUACCCGGAGUGUAAGGUUGUAGCCAAUGCUACGGCCUCCUGA